AUGCCCACCAAGCUCAUCACCGUCUUCGGCGCCACUGGUUCUCAGGGUGGUAGCGUGCUUAACUCUCUUCUGAAGAACAACAGUGGGACUUUCGCUCUUCGUGGCAUUACUCGCAAUGUGGAAUCCGAGGGGUCCAAGGCUCUUGUAGCUCGAGGUGUCGAGAUGAGGCAGGCCAGCUAUCUUGCCAAGGACCAGAUUCUCCAGGCGCUUAGGGGAAGCUGGGGCGUGUUUGUCAACACCAACUCCGAAGAUCCUGCUGUCACGAAGCCUGAUGGCCCCUCCGAUACCGAUGUGGGGAAGACAAUCGUUGAUGCUGCGGUAGAGUCGGGCGUGAAGCACUUUGUCUACAGUGGUUUGGCGUCUGCCUCCAAAAUUACGAACGGUGCCGUUUCGAGCAAGAUGUUCGACGAAAAGUAUGCCGUUGGCGAAUAUGCCAAGUCGAAGGCCUUCGACUCCGUCGCCAUUGUUAGUGCCGGCUGGUACAUGGAGAACUUUCUAAACGAGUAUCUUUCUCGUAUUGGCGGUGGAUUCCCAUUGUAUACCGACGAGGAAGGAUAUCUUACCUCCCGAUUACCGCAAUGGGGCGGCCAGGGUGAGAUUCCUUUCAUCGCCAUCGAAGACGAUUAUGGUGAUCUAGUUCAUGGUGUAUUUCUUGACCCGGAGAGGUACAAUGGGAAAUUUAUCCAUGGCAUGAGCCAUGCCGCCACCCAACCCCAGGUUGUUGACACCCACCACCUUUUGACCGGGAAGAAAAGUCGCUUCAUCGCCAUAGAAGAUUGGAAGGACUUCGGAAAACACGAUGAAUCCCUAGAAGCAACCAGAAACAUGUUUGGCUUUUGCCAGCUUUCAGGUGGCUUGUACUUCGGAAAGCCCAAUGACCCGUCCUUACCACGGGAGCUCAAGGCCAUGGCGACUAAAGCCCAGGGGAGAUCUUCCGGGGAGCUCAUGAAGGUGGAGCGCUUUAUUGCUCAGCGCUUUGCACGCUGA
Messenger RNA from Penicillium cinerascens, 987 nucleotides. Its product is annotated as NmrA/HSCARG family protein. The record is from RefSeq and is a predicted model, not a curated record. Bases 1 to 987 code for a protein of 328 amino acids. Lineage: Eukaryota; Fungi; Ascomycota; Eurotiomycetes; Eurotiales; Aspergillaceae. The transcript is spliced from 5 exons.